GCUGUGAGCACGGUACCGAUGGACGUCGUGGUGCCUGACCCGCCACCCUCCCGCCUGUCGGGGUCAUCAUCUGCGCGCCGAGAAUCCAUCGUGGAAAAAAGACAAACGCGAUGGCAGAGGAAGAGCGCAUCGAGAUUCUGCAGGAUGGCGAUUAUCCGGGCUCCCGCUUCCUGCAAUUUCUGCUGCUGCUGUACGGAAUGCAUACCCCGUUCUCCGUCCUGUACAUACCCUCGCCAAUCCGUCGUCGUCCAGCUGCUCCAUUCCAGACUCUGGUGCUCUCCUUGUUGACCCAUGACCUGGUUGAGCGGCCUGCUGGUUCAGAUUCAAUCUGCGCUUCAUUCGGCUAAAUUUCCCGCCUGCGCUCUCGUUGGGUGUUGGCCAGCUGCCUCCCCCAUGGAGCCGGCUCCGGCACAGCACAGACAGCUUCGCGCCUCUUGGCUGCCCAGCGGACC
Messenger RNA from Thermothielavioides terrestris NRRL 8126, 452 nucleotides. RefSeq lists its product as uncharacterized. The record is from RefSeq and is a predicted model, not a curated record. The coding region runs from base 111 to 347 and encodes 78 amino acids. Lineage: Eukaryota; Fungi; Ascomycota; Sordariomycetes; Sordariales; Chaetomiaceae. The transcript has a single exon.